Molecule: messenger RNA, 1572 nt
Organism: Aspergillus homomorphus CBS 101889
Lineage: Eukaryota; Fungi; Ascomycota; Eurotiomycetes; Eurotiales; Aspergillaceae
Product: putative nucleolin protein Nsr1
Exons: 3
Coding region: 1-1572 (523 amino acids)
Molecular function (GO): mRNA binding
Source: RefSeq, a predicted model, not a curated record
AUGUCGAAGACCAAGUCCGUUUCCAAGAAGGGUGGCGAGAAGCCCGUUGACAAGGCCUUGAGCAAGGUCAAGGAUGCCGGUGUGAGCAAGGCUGCUCAGUCCCCCAAGGCCAAGAGCAAGCAGAUUGCCAAGGCUGUUGUCACCAAGGAGAAGAAGUCCUCCAAGAAGAAGAAGGAGCCUACUCCCUCCGAGUCCUCCGAGUCCGAGUCCGACAGCGAUGAGGAGAUGGACUCUGACUCUAGCUCUAGCAGCGAGAGUGAGGAUGAGAAGCCCGCCAAGAAGGACAACAAGAAGAAGAAGGUCGAGUCUGAGUCUGAGUCCGACUCGGACUCCGACUCUGAGAGCGACGAGGAUAUGAAGGAUGCCUCCAGCAGCAGCGAGAGCGAGAGCGAGGAUGAGAAGCCUGCUAAGAAGGAGACCAAGAAGGUCGCUAAGAAGGAAGAGUCCGAGUCUGAGGAUUCCGACUCCGAGUCCGAGUCUGAGGAGGAGGCUCCUAAGAAGGCCGAGAAGAAGGUUGAGUCUGAGUCCGACUCUGAUUCCGAUUCUUCUUCUGAGGAGGAGGCCCCCAAGAAGGCUGCCAAGGAGUCCAGCGACAGCGACAGCGACUCUGACUCUGAGUCUGAGGAGGAGAAGAAGGCCGAGAAGGAGUCUUCUUCCGACUCUGAUUCUUCCGACUCCUCCGACUCUGAGUCCGAGGAGAGCGAUGAGUCCCCCAAGGAGUCCAAGAAGCGCAAGGCUGAGGACGAGAGUGCCGCCACCCCCAAGAAGACCAAGGUCGAGGAGUCUGCUGAGGGUGCCUCUGCCAACCUCUUCGUCGGCAACCUGUCCUGGAACGUUGACGAGGAGUGGCUCCAGCGCGAGUUCGAGGGCUUCGGUGAGCUCUCCGGUGUCCGCAUCAUGACUGAGCGUGAGACUGGCCGCUCUCGCGGUUUCGGUUACGUUGAGUUCACCAACGCUGCCGAUGCUGCCAAGGCUUUCGAGGCCAAGAAGGGCGCUGAGAUCGAUGGCCGUACCAUCAACCUCGACUACGCCACCGGCCGUCCUGCCAACAACCAGGGUGCUCCCCGCGACCGCGCCCAGGACCGUGCUCGCAGCUUCGGCGACCAGGCCAGCCCUGAGAGCGACACCCUGUUCGUCGGUAACCUCCCUUUCAGUGCCAACGAGGACUCCGUCGGUGAGCUUUUCGGCGCCCAGGGUACGGUCGUCGGCAUCCGUCUGCCCACUGACCAAGAGUCUGGCCGUCCCAAGGGCUUCGGUUACGUUCAGUUUUCUUCCGUUGAUGAGGCUCGUCAGGCCUACAACGAGCUGAACGGUGCCGAGCUUGAGGGCCGUCCCGUCCGUCUGGACUUCAGCACUCCCCGCCAGAACAACAACGGCGGUGGCCGUGGCGGUUUCGGUGGUCGUGGUGGUGGCCGUGGCGGCGGUGGUGGCUUCGGUGGUCGUGGCGGUGGUGGCCGUGGCGGUGGCCGCGGUGGCCGUGGCGGCUUCGGCGGUCGCGGUGGUGGUGCCGGUGGCUUCAACAAGGGCAAGGGCUCUAUCCCCGAGUACAAGGGCACUAAGGUUACCUUUUAA